Molecule: messenger RNA, 359 nt
Organism: Chrysemys picta bellii (western painted turtle)
Lineage: Eukaryota; Metazoa; Chordata; Testudines; Emydidae
Product: large ribosomal subunit protein P1-like
Biological process (GO): cytoplasmic translation
Cellular component (GO): cytosolic large ribosomal subunit
Molecular function (GO): ribonucleoprotein complex binding; structural constituent of ribosome; protein kinase activator activity
Source: RefSeq, a predicted model, not a curated record
CACCCGCCCAUUCAGCCAUGGCCUCCAGCUCCGAGCUCGCCUGCAUCUACACCACGCUCAUCCUGCAUGACGACGAAGUCACCGUCACGGAGGACAAAAUUAAUUCACUUAUUAAAGCAGCUGGAGUAAAUGUUGAACCUUUCUGGCCAGGCCUGUUCGCAAAGGCUCUAGCUAAAAUUGACAUUGGAAGCCUGAUCUGUAAUGUAGGAGCUGGUGGUGCUCCAACUGCUGCUGCUCCUUCUGGGGGUGCUGCUCCCGCUGGUGGGGCUGCCUCUGCUGAGGAGAAGAAAGGAAGAAAAGAAAGAAGAAUCUGAGGAAUCUGAUGAUGACAUGGGCUUUGGUCUCUUUGACUACACUGA